Molecule: messenger RNA, 2146 nt
Organism: Saccostrea cuccullata (small rock oyster)
Lineage: Eukaryota; Metazoa; Mollusca; Bivalvia; Ostreida; Ostreidae
Product: nectin-4-like
Exons: 8
Coding region: 1-1629 (542 amino acids)
Source: RefSeq, a predicted model, not a curated record
AUGUUAUAUCCUGGUGAGCUUGAGAGAAAAGAUACCACUGAUUCUGACACAUCUGCGUCAUACUUGGAUAUUGUACUUGAAAAAGAUGUUACUGGCACUAUUGCAGGAACAGUUUCCACUGCAGCCUCUUUCACAGCCACUAUUGGAAACUCUAUUAACUUCACAUGUACAUAUACACUAGACUCUGGUGAUACGGUCCCUCCAGGAGCUAUUUCGUGGCAAGUUAAAUCAGGCCCGGGACCAGAGGAGUUUACAAACAUAGCCUCUUUUUCUCCUCCUGGUUCAAGUGGAUCUCAAUCCUUUACACCGUUUGCCACUGAUUACAAGAAUCGAACUGAAUUAUUCAAUGUUACAGCUAAUGGAGCUAAUUCUUAUGUUGUUAUGAUGAGAGUAAACGAGGUGGUGUGUUCAGAUGAGAAUCACUAUAGGUGCUCUGUUUUAUUUAUUAAUACUGGUUCCGGUCCCAUAACUAAGACACAAGAAACAUCUCUCACAGCUAGAGCCCCUGCUGAGCAACCUUAUGACAUUCCAGUUCCUGAACCAGACAAUAUAGAAGAGAACAUGGAAGUGACUUUGUCCUGUACAGCCAAUGUUGGAAAACCUCUUGGACAAAUCAGGUGGUGGCGCUACAGGAAUGGUAUAAUAACUCCACAGGAAAUGAUAGGAGUGUCUACCACCACCCCACCAGUUCAGAGAGGCGUGUGCGUCUACAACGUGACGAGCACAGUAACAUACAGGAUGACUAGAGAUGACCACCAGUCGGUAUUGAGAUGUUUCGUGGAUAAUGAAUUGUUGAAAAUGCCAGACCGAGACAAACCUUACCAAGAAUCUAAGAGGAUUAAUGUAUAUUUUCAAGUCAUUGUUCCCAUAAUAAGGAAGAUACCAGACUCUAGUGCUGACUCCCAGUAUUUUAUUGGCUCCACUGUGACCUUGAUCUGUGAAGCUGAAGGUAAUCCAACUCCUGGGAUCCACACAAAUACGACUGUCAACAGGUAUUUAUGGGCAUUCAAGACCAGCCCCAGUGACAAUGCUAGAGAGUUAUCAUCCAGCAAUGGGACACUAACUCUGACCAAUCUUCAGGAAAGUUAUACAGGGAUUUACACUUGUACUGCAUGCAAUGGAUUCAAUGGGAAAUUCUUUAACGCAUCUAAUAGCGUAAAGUUACACAUUGUAAAAACGACAACCACUAUCUUCACCGCCACAUCUUCUACGACACCUUUUGAAAGAACAUCUAAAAUGUUCACCACUACACCACAGAAAGGGCUGGCAUGCUACUCGGAUAGCCAGUGUCAAGAUUCUACCUAUCAUUGCUGUACUGGUACUAUUUACUGCUGUCCGCUAGGAACCAUCUGCACUGGGACCAUCAACUGUAUCAGUAUCGGAACAAUUGUGGGUUCCCUUGUUGGUGGAGUUGUUUUUAUUAUUAGCUGCAUCGUCUGUUUUCUAUGCAACCGUCGCCGUAAACGCAAAUUGCCUGCUUCAACAGUUAUAAUUAAUUAUGGACAGCAACAAAUAAGAAUUAACCACGAACAACAAACCUUUGGGCAAUGUCCAGGACAAAGCUCUGAACAAUCUCGAGCUCAUCAUUUCGGACAAGGUUAUGCUUCACCCCCGGGAUCCUACAGAUAAUGGUCAGCCAAACAGAUCACUACAUGUACAAGAUAAAGUAUUGACAGUACAUAUGUACAUGAUGUAUUUGUCUGAGAAAAACAAGACCGAUUCUAGUAUUUCAGAAAUAAUUCAUCUCAGCCCAAGUAGGAAAUUUUGUUUUCCUUGAUGUGAAUAAUUGAUUACAAAGUUGAAAAAAAUUUUCAGUAAUUUUUUGGACAUUUUGUGCUUGCACGUGAUUAUGUUAUCAAUUAUUUAGUUCCAGUACUUAAAAAAAACACCACGUCCUGUAAAAGGACUUUUCUCAAUUAAGACUUGAGGGGGUCGACUGGGGUUUUAUUGUAUGAAAACUACAAUAGCGCAACUCUUCAUUUUUAUACCAUAUUUAACUUACAUUAACUUCAAUAUACAUGCAAAGUUUGAGGGACAUCUCCAGUCCAGGUAUUUUUGAGGGAUAGUUUCAAAACACAGGUACAUUUACUAUAGGAUUAUAGAGGAAAAUACCAAUUUUAGUACUUUAAAGCAUAUUAUAUAAAUA